Messenger RNA from Xenopus tropicalis (tropical clawed frog), 1403 nucleotides. It is a transcript of the gene ydjc, whose product is annotated as YdjC chitooligosaccharide deacetylase homolog. The record is from RefSeq and is a predicted model, not a curated record. NCBI's taxonomy places the organism in Eukaryota, Metazoa, Chordata, Amphibia, Anura, Pipidae. Bases 371 to 1297 code for a protein of 308 amino acids. Gene Ontology annotation, biological process: carbohydrate metabolic process. The transcript has 6 exons.
CAAACAAGAUCUGGCCAAAGCACUUUGAUUUAUCUCCCCUGGUGUCCCCCUGAUCAUUUCAGGCUGCACCCCAUGUUAUUCUAGAGCCCCUUUUUCCCUUUUUAAUCACGCUGAAACUAUAUAAAAAAAACAGGGGGAUCAUUAACUUUUGCAUUUAGAUUAUGGAAGCUUGCAAAAGAAAGCAGCCCAUUCCAUUUAACCCUCAAAUUCAGUAGGGGCGACUGCUGCUUCUUCCCCUGGCUAUCAUAGGGUUAACAAAUACGCAGAACUGUGGUCACACAUUUUGUAUGGCACAGUUUGCCCCAGAACACGUUGUUUGCCUGCCUCUUGCACAAGCUCUAAGAUCCUACCAAGGUCACUCCCCUAGAGAAUGUCUCAGGAACCAAGGAUCAAACUGGUGGUCACAGGAGAUGACUUUGGUUACUGUCCACACAGGGAUAAAGGAAUUGUGGACUGUUUCCAUGCUAAGGCUAUAACAAAUGUGUCUCUUAUUAUAAAUGGCAGCUCUGCUGCUAGUGCAGCCAGCCUAGCUCAGAGAUAUAAUAUCCCGAUUGGCUUGCAUGCCAAUCUCUCAGAGGGAUUCCCAGUGUGUACAGAGCUCAAGCAGAAUUCCUCCUUGAUAAAUGGCCAGGGUGUUUUUCAUGGCAAAAUGGGAAUCAGGAAAAUGUUAUCUCAAGGUCUUCUUGAUAUGUCUGAGGUCAGAAAGGAGCUAUGUGCACAGAUCAAGCUUUUCUGUGAGCUGACUGGGAUAAACCCGCAACAUAUGGAUAGCCACCAACAUGUCCAUGUGCUUCCAGGAAUUCGGGAGGUGUUUGCGCAAGUACUAGAGGAACAUAGGAUUCAUUUUACUCGAAUUCCUGUGGAACUUGGUCUGCACAGGUGUACCUGGUUACCUGACACAUUGAUGGAGUUUUAUAAAGGGGUAGAGGAGGAUGCCCUUAAUGCAAUUGAGGUUUUCAGGAGCCAUAGAAUUCGGUGGCCUGAGCUUUACAUUGGCUUAAGUACAAUGGGGAAGAACAUGUCAACAUAUAAUAUACAGGAAGCCAUCAGAUAUGGGGUCUGUUCCUGGCAAAGCACUAUUGCUACACUACCUGACAUCACCAACAGUGUGAGCAUUGAGCUGAUGACCCACCCAGGAUACCCUAGUAUUCCUGAAGAUGGAGGAUGUGGAGAGGGACCAGAUGAUUUCUCCCAGUCUCUAGACCGUCUACAUGAGUUGGAGGUGCUGAAGAGCACAUCAUUGCAAAGUUUCUUCCUAGGAAAUGGAGUGCAGCUGUGCACAUUUAGAGAUCUGUGAUUUUACAACAAAUAUGUACUGACAUAAAUGACUUAAAUCAAACGUUGAUGUUAAAUAAAAUUCUAUAUUUAUAGAUAUAUUUAAAUAAAUGUCAGUUUGUUUGCCA